This is a messenger RNA of Xyrichtys novacula (pearly razorfish), 12505 nucleotides long. The record is from the annotation of a GenBank genome assembly. NCBI's taxonomy places the organism in Eukaryota, Metazoa, Chordata, Actinopteri, Labriformes, Labridae.
AUGUCCUCAGUUGUAGCCCCAGAAAAACCCGCCUCCAACACCAUGGGCCCCAAAGAGGUCAGUGCAGUUCCGACACAUUUGUCGUUGGGUUAAUGAUAUGCUGUUCAAUCUGAUUAAAAAAAGUCUAAUUGCAUCACUGCAUGGUGCAAGCUUCUUAAUUGGGUACAUUUCUCUGCAAAAUGGUCUGUCUGAUUUAAUUUACGAGGAUCCUGAGAGCUUGGGUGGGGCAGUCAGGAUUAAAACAAGGGCAACAUUUACUGAGAGCCAACAUGUCCUUGAUUUUCUUCAUUUUCUUCAUACGUUAAAUAAAAUCAUUAAUAACAUAAUGAUCGCUGAAUUUAACUUAGCAGGAAUGAAGAUGAAAGUCUCUGAUUGAAAUGUGUAGAAAAUGACCAAAUAAGACAUGAUGUUAUGACUUUAGCUAGAAAAUGCUUGCAGCCUACUCAUUUAGUAACUGAACUAUUUUGUUCUUAAAUAAUACAUGAAAUUUUGUUCAGAACAAUUUGUGUUACUUCAUUUUGAUCAACUUAAUCUGUUGUAUGAGAAAGAUUUUGAACCAAUCAAAUGAUAAAUAUGCAAUGAUAUGGCUUUUACAAAAAGGCAGUGGUCAUAAUGCAUCAAAAUUGUGCCUGAAGCACCGAUUUAAUCUAACUGACUCUUCAGGUGGAGCUGAUCUUGGUGAAGGAGCAGAAUGGGGUUCAGUUCACCUCGACCACCCUUGUGGCCCCGACUCCCAAUCAGACCAAUCCCAGUGGAGAAGAGGAGAGGGAGACCUGGGGGAAGAAAAUCGACUUCCUGCUGUCUGUGAUCGGUUUCGCUGUAGACCUGGCAAAUGUCUGGAGAUUCCCAUACCUCUGCUACAAGAAUGGAGGAGGUGAGCGAGAGCUGCUGUCAGAGCAUGUCUUAAGGGUCUACUGCCAGAGAAUGGAUGGAGAAGAGAGUAAGGGUGUAGAAAAAGGGGGGAAAAAUGCAAUGUUGUACAAAGCUGUGGUGAAGUGAGGAGUGAAAGGCUUGAUGUUGGAGUUUAAGGCCGUGAUUUUGUUUAAAAAGAAAAGGGAGAAUAUAAGUGGUGUAUAAGGUCAAAUAAGAGGAGGAGUCAUUCACACAUGACUAACAUACUCCAUGUUUUACCUUUUUACAUGCAAGUCCAUGCACCACAAAUUUACGCUUGAUAGCAAAUGUCUUUUUAAGUGAUUGAUAUUGAGUGUGCGUCUCAGCUCAUUUUGCCCACUGGUUGCCGUCAGAGGUUUUUUUUUUCUUUUCUUUUUUAAAGCUCUCUGCAGAGAUCAAAAUAGGGGAAAAACCACCACAGCUGCUCUGAAUAGAUUAGCACCAACAAUCACUGCCACUAAUUAUGGCUGUUUAACAUAAAGCUUUCAUUAUGCUCAAGAGCUGUCAGUGAUACUGUAGUGAUAGUCAAGGGUGACCAUGUGCCGCUGUAUUCAGUAUGGUUUCAUACCUGUAAACAAAAACAAAAAAAACAAAAAAAGAUUAUUUUUGGCCCUAAAUUAAAAUUUUGUUAUGUGUCGUUUGAUAGAGUUGUAUGAACAAAAUUUUCAAGGCAGGGCACAAACAACAACAUUGUGUGUUUUAUCUUGAUCCCAACUAAAUUAACCACGAGUAAAGCUAUUCAUAAGGGUGUAAUCAUUCUGUCUGAACAGGUUCAUAUAUAAUAACAGCUUGUUAAAAGUUUCAAUAUCUCGUGAACUUCUGUAGUGAACUGUUAAAUUGACAGCUGACACCCUUGUGCUUGGCAUUUCGCCUCCAUGCAUAUUGUCCAUCAACCAUGUAAGCAUGUAGUAAUUUGCUUUAACUGUCAAUCAAGAUAUUACAAUCAAGGGUGAGGGGUUAGUUGACUGACAGUGAAUGCUGGUCUUCACCCGGUCACCCACUUGUUAAAAGUCAGGUUUGCAUCAUUUAACAAGUUAGAACUUUAUUGAUAUUGGAUUGUAACUUGUAUAUCCUUUCAAGAUUUUUGCACGAGUCAAGUUGCUAUGUGGUCUGUGUCUGUGUCUGUGUGUGCAGGUGCAUUCCUAGUGCCAUACCUGUUCUUCAUGGUGAUCGCAGGCAUGCCUCUCUUCUACAUGGAGCUGGCUCUGGGACAGUAUAACAGAGAGGGGGCUGCAGGAGUCUGGAAGAUCUGCCCAAUAUUUAAAGGUAGGAGGUUGACGCUCUUCAUGACUUAGAGUUUGAAGUACAGACAGACAGAUAACUUCCCACACUGGAGGAUGAACACAUGCAGAAUACCUUAUUUUGACGCCUGUCUGUUUCAAAGUGAGGCCUGCACAUACAUGAAAUCUGUCAUGGCGUGUCAUGAGUCGCAUCCUUCCCAUCACCUGUCUGCCUCCGUGCCUGUCUAUCUGUCUGAUGGUAAAUUUUCUUUAAUAUGCACAUGUCUCUCUGUCUGUUUGUCUGCCCACAUGCCUGUCUGUCCACAUGCCAGUCUCUUUUGUCUCCUUGUCUCUACGCUGAGCAGCGACAGGCAUUGUUUAUCCUCUGCACACCAUCAGGUUGUGCUGGCACUGAGAUGGAAAGCAAAUGAAAAUUGGGCUUUUAGACUCUUGUCCUGAUUGUCCAAAUUCUUCCGUCAAAUAGUGGCGUGGAGCGCCGUCUGACACUCUGCAGCGGUACUUUUUAACACAUCAAUAAGCAAAGCGCGGUUGAGGAAGAUGCCAUCCAAACUAACGGAGAAGAAAACAUUAAAACCAAUUUAGUCUCAAAAGUACAAUAAAUCACUUCCUAUGGUGAAACUUUUUAAACUUUGAUAAAGUUGUUGUGUUAGGUUUUCUUGUGUUUUUCAAUCUGUCUCUGUAAUGUUUGCUGUUUUUCACACUGAUAUGAGUUUGUUGAUCAUUCUCUGAUGUUACAAUUUCUUUUAAAUCACACCCUGCUGUUGUCUUGAGCUGCAGCAGAAUUACCACCUCAAACACCAUUAUUCCCACCAGACCAUCUGUUGCUUCAGAAUGUGAAGCUAUACCGCUGUCUUUCAUCGCAUCAUGUCCUUGCUGGUCUUAAGGUGGUCCACAGUGGGUGUGUGUCUGUUCAUGUGUUUCUGUAUGUGUGUGUGUCUCUGAGUGUGUGCCCAUGUGCCGUCUGUGAGGGACCACACUGGGUAGGUUGACGCUCUAAUCACACGCUUCACUCUCUCCUUGUCUCUCAGUGGGGGGAUAACUGUAAUUAUUCAAAUACACACAUACACAUGCCCAUAUUGACAGUAAUUAUUCUGAUCAACAAGCUGGUUUCCUCUAAGGAUCAAUGCAUUUGAAGAAAACGACUGUGAAAGGGAGAGACGGCCAAGAUGGAGAGAUAACAUGGCUGCAUGUGGCGCUAAUAAGAGGCAUUGCUGCCUAGACAAAUAUCACAUCCACAUUACAAAGGAAUCAAUAAGGCACAGUUGUGGUCAUGCCUCUUAGCAAAGGUUAACCAUUAAAUUCAGCCUUAGAAGAGGGGUAAGGGCUUCAGAUUGACAGAAAGGGCAGAUGGGUUGAUAAUAAUAAGGCAUGAAGACGGGAUCUGUGGAACUUGUCGGGCUUUCUUCAACACCGUGGAGAUCAAUGUAAGGUGGCUGAAUCAGAGAUCUUUUUUCCCUCGGUGGAAUGUCAUCAUGCAGUACAGCAUUACUUUUGAACAGUGUUUUACUUUUAUAUUGACUCACACUCACAUGUCCAAAUAUCUUUAAGCCCUUACACAGCACUGAGACAUCCUCAGUAAUGCAACAGAAGACUUACCUCUUGCACCUGAUAAAGGUUGAAUAGAGCUUUAUUCCUGUUUGAAUUGAGGGCAGCUUUUGACACUACGGUUCACUCUAUCCUUCUUCAGUAUCUUCAAUAUUGACUCACUCUCAAAGGCCCAACUCUGGAGUGGUUGUACUCCAACCCAUCAAACAGAACUUUUUCAUUUGUUGCAAAAAAGAAAAAAAACUUCCAUCCUCUGUAAAUCUUAUUGAAGGCAUUCCCCAAGGAUCAUUUUGAGGUCCACUAUCGUUCCCCUUAAUGGACUGUCUUUAAGUGAAGUCAUACAUAAACAGAGGGAACAAAUUCACAGAUGGACUGCACAUCUUAUCCAGCUUUAAAACAUGUAUAAAUGAGACCAUCUGAUUUUGAUAGUGCACACAUAACAUUAAAUGCCCAUCUUGAUGCUCUGCUGAGCAAAUACUGUUUGGGUGCCCUGUGCUGUUUGCAUGUUUAGGACAAAUCUUUCUUCGAAAAAGAAAAAUGCUUCGUCACAAACAUCAGCUUAAAGUCAUAUGCAAUUACAGUAAAAUUAUUGCUGUUUGCAGAGGGAUGACACCAUAUCAAGCUGCAUAUAACAGAAAAUACUAGGCCUACAUUUUAAAAGUUAUCCUGUAAGUUCUCUGUGUUUUAUGAUAAGAGGUAGAUCCACUCACUGAGAGAGCAACAGGCUCUCAGACUCUUUUGAUAACUGAUUAUACAAACAAGGAGCACCUCAAAGUAAAGCAUAUGCAUAAUAACCAUUGUUUCCCUUCAACAGGUGUGGGUUUUACAGUGAUCCUCAUUUCCCUCUACGUUGGUUUCUACUAUAACGUCAUCAUUUCCUGGGCACUGUUUUACCUUUUCUCAUCAUUCACCGGCGAGCUCCCGUGGGUCCACUGCAACAACACCUGGAACAGCCCGAACUGUUCUGACUGGGCUGACAACAGCUCAGUCAGUGACAUUUACAAGGCCACCCCUGCUCAGGAGUACUUUGAGUAAGUUGACCUGAACCAUGUGUCUUGAAUUUCUUUUGGCCUACUCUGUUUUUGAUUAGAAAUAGUCAGUUCAGCUGAAAGAAAAUGAAACUCCAUAGAUUUUGAGUCCUUGUGGAUCCCUACCAAAAUUUGUAAAGUUACAAUUGUGUAAUUCUUUAAACUUAAAAUGUAUUUUGUCGCAAUGUAUCUUCACUAAUUGAUGUCUUUGAACAUACAGCAAACAAUGAAACCUUAAAAUACCUGCAUUUGAAGGAAAACAACAAAAUCUAAACCCUUAAUGGGUCAUGUCUUGUAUUGGCUGAGCUGUCUGACAUAUAUGUAUAAUUCAAAUACUUCUUAUGAUUGAUUUCAAGAAAUACUCCAGUCAUGUGAGAUACAGGAUUUCAGAAAUUUCAUGAGCUAUAGGCCAAAAUCUUUAAAGCUAAAACUAAAAAGACUAAAAAUAUUCAUUUUGCAUGUCACAAAUGUAAGAAUAUCUGAAAAUCUACCUCUUCGAAUUACAUAAUGUAAAAAAAAAAAAAAAGUGAUUUAUUGAGACACAUCUUUCUACAGUUUUUACAGUCAUGUACUCUUGGUGUGUAACAGUGUGUUAUUGAUGCUCUCAGUCCUCAAAAUAACAGCAAAUUCCUAAAAAGGUUUUAGAAAUUUGCUAUAUUGAUGUCAUAAUUAAGCUGUGUUUUUAGUAAAAACAGAUCUUAAAUAUGACAUCAAUAUAACAUCAGACAUAAUCUUUUGAAUUUGUCUGCUUUUGGCUCAUGAAGCCCAUAUUUGUGUGAAGACAAGCAGGUGUCUCCAUCCCCGACAAGUGAGGCAAUGAUUUGUUGUGACAGCUGAGCCAUGUCAUCCGUAAAGCUGAAUAGGCAGUGUGCUAUUUACAUACAACCACCUGCAGACAAUUUGACCACAUCAGCUGAAUAAUAUUCCAUCUCAUCUGUUUUCUAAAGCUGAAAUAAUCUGAAUCAAGGUAUUUUCAGUCUUAUGCUAACCUUUCAUGUGACACUUGUGCAGAAAAUUUUACUGUACUGAAGGACAAAUUGACUUUAAAUCUGUGUAAUUUCCUUUUCCAUGGCAAGGUUUGUGCCUUUGCAGGUUGUCAUGAUAUCCGAGGCGACAUCUUGUAGCGUUUGUAACAGAUGUAGGAAUGCUUCACGAUGCCAGAUUUCUUUAGGGCGUGUUAAAUGUCCCCCUGUCACUGGUGAAAUGUAGAUACUCAGCUUCCAACAAAUCCAAGUGUUGGUUUUGAAGCCAAUAGAAGACAAGACUGACAUCUAGAGACUUAACUCAUGUGAAUAAUAAUGAUGUUGUCUCUGUAAUGACCUAGCCAUAUGGAUCCUAAGGGCACUCGGUACAUCUUGGAUCAGUUCAUCCAGGAUCAUUCCUGUCUUUUAAUGCUGUGUAGCAGGUUUUUUAAGGUCUUUUGGCAAAGGCUUGGACCCUACAACUGGGGCUUUCCCCCAUUUGAAGCCAGUUAGAUCAUAAAACUUCUAUUAUUUCACAUGAGAUCAAAGAAUGGACCCUAAACUCUAGUCCGAACCCUGAUCACAAUAUUUACUUCCCUUAGUCGAGCGGUCCUCCACAUCCAGGACAGUAGAGGGAUCGAUGAUCUGGGCCGUCCUCGUUGGCAGUUGACUUCCUGUCUGGCUGUAGUGAUUGUCCUGCUCUACUUCAGUCUGUGGAAAGGGGUCAAGACCUCUGGAAAGGUAGGAAAUGGCACUUCAGCAAUGUUUGUUGAAAAAAGAAACCCCAAAAGUACACAGCACCCACUAAGAACUAAUGAAAUGAGUCACAAAACAUUUUAGGUUAAGGAUGAUCUCAAACACAUUUGGUGUAUGAAAAUGCGGCUUUUAGUCCAAAUGAAACAACUGAACUUAACUGUUUGCACAGAUAUGAAUGUGUAAACUCUUUUCUUGAUUUCUCUCUGUGUAUACUUGUUUGUGUGUGUACUGCAUGUGUGUGCAUACCUUGUGCAACCCUUUCAGGUUGUGUGGAUCACAGCCACAAUGCCCUAUGUGGUCCUGACUGUGCUGCUGCUCCGUGGAGUCACUCUGCCUGGAGCUAUUGAUGGCAUUAAAGCUUACCUCUCCGUGGACUUCCUGAGACUCUGUGACGCCAAGGUGAGUGUGUGAGAGGAGAGAGUGGGGACACAAUCAGAUUGUGCGUGCUUGGGGUCCAAAAGUAGAAGAAAACCGAAGAGACAUUAAAGGGAAACUUUGACAUUUUCAGAUAAGUUUUGUUAUUAUCAAAGUGGGGUUGCCCCAAAAGACUUGGCUUGUAUCAUGGAGCAUAUUUGGUUGACCUCAUCCUACUUAUGGCCUAAGCUGGACCUGAAAUGGAUUCGAUAGUCUAUAGCAUUAUUUUGGCCUUACAUAUUUCGACCUGUGCACAUUACAUAAUGGUAACAACCACAAUAAUGCAAGGAGUAAUCUAUAAUCUGUAAAUUGCAAUCAUUGUAUGCUGUUGACCAUUAAAAAAAGUCAAAAGGCAACACAGUAUGUUUUGCAGUGUCAAUUUUUGGUGAAGUAUCAUGUCUUUAAGGCAUUAAAAACAAAUAUGAGUCAAUUGUUUGAGUAAAUAUUUCUAUUAUUGAGCUCCUCAGUCCUUAUUAAAGUAAAUAAGAUACCAUUUGAUGUAACAGCAGGUUAAAAAAAAGAGGAAAUAAGUACACAUUCAAGACUAAGGGACGCAGUUAUGGAGAAUGAGAGUGAAAGAUAGACCAAGAGCGGUGGAGAGAUGCAUGGCAGCAAUCAGAGAAUUAGAUUAGGUAGAUGCAUGGAGCAGUAAUUUGCAAAAUUACCCCCCGUAUUCACCACCGUCUUUCAUCUACUGCUGUUGAAUGAGUUUCCUGCAAUUAUCCCUAAUAAUGGCUUUUUUCCUCUCCUGUGCCUUUUGUUUGCCGCUUCACACAAGUGUGCCUGUUCUGUUGCUCCCCAGGUCUGGAUUGAGGCUGCGACACAGAUCUGUUUCUCUCUGGGAGUGGGGUUUGGUGUACUAAUCGCCUUUUCCAGCUACAACAAAUUCAGCAACAACUGCUACAGGUAAGACAAGGGGGAAGGGGGAGACAGGGGUUCACAAGAUGGAGAUCAGAUCUGGGAAAGCUUCCGCACACACAGAUGCAAACACAUGCAGGUGACAUCGGCAGGUGAAUUACAAGAACCUUUGAAGCCCCUUGAAACCUGCUACGUCUUUGACACCAUGCAGUGCAGCAAACAGCCAUAACACCAAUCAAAACGAACACACUCUUUGAAAUCAUCAGCACCCUGCAGGACACUCUUACCUUCAUUCGUCGCUUUUUCAACAGUUUCAGUAUCAAGCACACAACACGGGCCUACUGAGGCAUUACACCUUUGACUCAGAGGAGAAAUUCUGGUUGCAAAAUUUGAUGAUAUAGGAAGUGUUGGGGACAGUUUGGGUGUUUUAUUUCUCUUCCAAACACCAAUGCUUGUUUUUUACCGCACACUGACAUCCUAAUUUGUUUGUAUUCUCUAUCUAAUCGUUUUUGCGAUUGCAGGUUUAGACAGUAUCCCAACAGACUAACUGGUCAGAAAAACAUUUACUGCCUGCCUGAUCUAUAAAAUCCAUCAAGGCUAUUGUAACUAUUUUGUGACUAAAAUCAUUCAGACAAGUUUGUAUUCUUCAUGUCAAAGCCAAGAAAAACAGCCCAACACUUUCCUGAGUUGACUGGUUGGUCAAUUGGCUGAUCAAUAAUGUUAAUAUUGACUGUGUAAUGGUCGAUGAAGAAAUAAUGAACUGUGGAUUCGUAAUUCUUGACUGUUGUUCUCUUUAUUUUGUCUCAUUGAUCCAGAGACGCCAUCAUUACCAGCUCCAUCAACUCUCUAACCAGUUUCUUCUCCGGGUUUGUGGUCUUCUCCUUCCUGGGAUACAUGUCUUAUAAGCACAAUGUGCCCCUGGAUAAAGUUGCCAGAGAUGGUAAGAUCUUGUAAUCCCCCUUUGAUGUUGUACUUAUAUUAUAUGAAUAUCAAGGGGUAAAUAUUAACAUCAAAUAGGGGCUCUUAAAAGUGAUGAAAAACAGAAAUUAGAUUUGUUAUUUUGUUAUUUCAUGCUCAGCAUUUGAAGAUAAUUUUCAGAUGUUUGGAGCCUUUUGCUUGAUGAAGUUACAACAGAACAAAGUGUGUGAUCCAGAAAUUAACAAACAAAAUAUUUUGCACAAACACCAACCAACAGCAGUACUCUUUGUUUCUAUGACCUUUUCCAGUUGGUCGGUAUUAACUGCUCUUUGUGAUGCCUGUGGCUUUCUUCACAAUAUUUUUAAAGCACCUUUAAGCCACUUACUGAUUUCCACUUUCCUUUUCUUUCAUUCUUUAGGUGCUGGUUUGGUGUUUGUCAUUUACCCAGAAGCCAUUGCAACAUUACCUGGUUCAUCAAUAUGGGCGGUUAUCUUCUUCAUCAUGCUUUUGACACUUGGCAUUGACAGUGCUGUGAGUUUGCACCAAUCCCCCCACUCACACAUGUACACACCUGGCUAGACAAUGAUAGGGAUCAAUUGACAACACUUUUAACAGACUUUAGACCAAAAAUCUUCAGUCACUCAGCUCCUCCUGGCUCCCUACAUCAUUGUAGCUCUUGUCUUGUUUUGCAGAUGGGUGGGAUGGAAUCGGUAAUCACUGGGCUGAUUGACGAGUUUAAAUUCCUUCACAAGCACCGGGAAGUGUUCACCCUCUUCAUCGUUGCAGCAACUUUUCUUAUAUCACUCUUCUGUGUAACAAAUGUAAGUAGUGCACCUGGUCUGUUGCUGGUUGUUGUACUGUGGUUUUGACUAGAGCAGUUUGAUAAAUGAAUUCAUAUCAAACCCUUGUAUUUUUUUCUGUCUAUUUUCUGCAUGGCUAUUGUUAUAACAUAACACAAUAACUACACAUUCUUAAUAUCUCUCCAGGGUGGGAUGUAUGUGUUCACUCUUCUGGACUACUUUGCUGCAGGAACAUCGAUUCUCUUUGGAGUGCUUAUUGAAGCCAUCGGCAUCGCUUGGUUUUACGGUGAGACAGAUUGACAGGACCAAAGAGGAAAGAGAAACAGAUGAUUCAUGUUUUCAUGGUCAGCAAAGCUGAUGCUAUAUUAAGGGUUUGAUGAGAAAUCUGUUGGUUUAGGAGAGCUGUGACUCAAUGACACAUAGUUCUAUUAGAUGUGAGAAUACUGCAGUGAGAGGGUCUAUCCCCAAUAAUGGUUUUGGCCUCUUCAGCUUCUGUGCAUGUGUUGUGAAUGUACAAAGAUAAACUGUAGCUGUGGUAGUGUUACGAGUGUUACCUCUAUGUUCACUUAGCAGUGGUGAGCCAACACAUAAAGCAAAUUGCUGUCAGGGAGUCGGCUCUUCCUAUUUGUCAUUGACAGGAGUCAGCUGUCUAAUAGCUAGGUUGAAGAUUAUUGUGGGUGGCAAGUGGAGGCGACAACAAAGUCAGUUUCUCUACAGAUGUAUAAACCCGCUCAGUGCUCACAUAAGACAGUUUUCAGAUCAUCUCUAUAACACUCUAUCUGUUGUUGUUGUUGUUGUCAUUGUACAAACACACUAAGUUUCUAUGAGUUACUGCUUUUGUUUGUGGGAGAAGUUUAUGUGUUUCUAUCCACGAAACAUAAAUGAACAUUGCACGUUUUAUGCGAGUAAAUUAUGACGUAAACAGCAAGUUGUUUGUUAGAGCUGUAAAAUACAAACUGUUUCACAAAAUAUUUUCAUGUUUAUCUUUACUUAUCUGCAGAAAAUAAAAGAAAAAGGCUUUUCAUAGUGUGAAUCUGAAAGAGGAAAAUAUUAUAUAAACAAUACUGAGGUCAAAGAAAAUGCUUGACCUGAACUUCUGUAUUGAGUCUCUUGUCUCAUGUCUACUUAGCCUGACUGUUGAGGGAUCCAUAACAGGCUUAAUACUGACCAAGCCUCAGGCAGUGGGGUCAGCAUAUUGCCGCACUUUAGCAGGUCCUGACCUUGGCAAAACAGAUAAAUCAAGCCUAAGGCUUCAGCUGGCGUUUUUUUCCCAUCCUCCUAACUGCUGACAGAAACUCUCGACCCCUGGCCACCGUGGUCUUUCAUUCUGCUGGACAAAACAGAGUACAUUAAGCUGUGCUGGAUACCUGUUCACCAGUCUGCAGGGAGAGAUGCCUUUUAUGCAAAAAAAAAAAAAAGAGGGCUGAGAGAGAGUGACCCAUGAUAAGGUAAAAAUUGUGCUCUAGAUUGACUUCAGCUUGGGGUUGAACUAUAUUUUACCUGUCACCCCAAGUUAGAGUUUUAAGAAAAUGUGACCAACUUUCUUAAUUUUUCCAUCUCCUGAUAUUUCCAAAAACAUGCAAAAUAGACUGUACAUUAAACCUGUUUUCUUUACAAGGACUGUUUUUAUGUUUUGGAAGAAUUACCAAGAACCCUUCUGUGUUGUAGGAGUGGACCGAUUCAGCGAUGACAUUGAGGAGAUGAUUGGCCAGAGACCAGGACGGUACUGGAGGCUGUGCUGGAAGUUUGUAAGCCCCUGCUUCCUUCUGGUGAGUCCAUACGUACGUCGACUAUCGAAAUAGUCCUGACAGAGAUCAUUUAGAAAUAUCAACUUUUACAUCAAUAUGAUGUUUCUAAGAAUCAUACAGUCUUAGGGGUUUGAGUGAGCCAAAUUCAAAUAGAGAAGAACAGAAGUUUGUUGUUUAUUUGUAAAACGUGUUGCUUUGGCAAACUGAAAAAUGCGGUUUUCCUCAGGCAGACUCAGGCUGUCUGAAAAAAAGUCAUAUUCAGACUAACAACCACACUUUGACUGUCAAAGAAACUUUUAUUUGAGAGGGAUAUGCCUUCAUCUGAUUUAUUUUCAUAAAAUUAUUCAGAUUUUUGUUUGUCAUCUCUUGAUUUUACCUUAUGUGAUAUCAUAGCAGGCUAAGAGGUGUGAUCUAAGGUCAGCUGGAACACAUGGUAUAGCUUACUCACCACUUUGUAAUAUCUUAAGUGUUUCAUUUUACAUUCACUUAACAAUCUCUGAAACAAACCACACACAAUCAUGGAGAGUUUUAAAGAUUUUCAACGGCUGAUAUUGACACAGAAGAUAAGAGAGUAGGUUGGUCAAUAUACAAUGAGUUAUUUCACUAUUGAUAGUCAACGUAUGGGUUAUUGAUAUAUAUAUGUAUAUAUAUACACACACAAACUGUUGAAGCAUGUAGAGGACAAAAUAAGCAAAGAAGCUUUGUCUAUAGAGGGCGCCAAACUAAAAAUUGGUCACAGGAGCUUUAGCAUGUGAGUUCAACCAUAGAAUUUCUUAACUUUUUCAACUCUUAAAAUGGAUAAAAAUGACAGCAGGUGAUAGAAAUGGAUUGUUAUUCAAGUCUUUUGUACCCAAACCAUUUUCCUCCAGUUUAUGGUGGUGGUGAGCUUUGCCACAUUUAACCCUCCACAUUACGGCUCCUACAUGUUUCCUCCGUGGGCUAACAUGGUGGGAUGGUGUCUGGCCAUGUCCUCAAUGUCCAUGGUGCCCCUCUAUGCCAUCUACAAACUCUGCUCACUACCUGGAAAGUUUUGCGAUGUAAGUGUCGUUUCCAUAAUACAGUCGGCUUUCACCUGUGAGACCAUGAAAAGAUUAACAUUCUUAAUGACGUUAUUAAAUUCCUGAGUGUUGCUUUUCCUGCUUCUCAAACAGAGACUGGCUUAUGCCAUCACUCCAGAGUCUGAGCAUCAUUUGGUGGACAAUGGUGAGGUCAGGCAGUUCACAGUAAGUAGAGUAUUAUCUUGAAUUAUUUUUGUUGUGGUCUAUGAAUCGUUUGAUCCUGUUACUUUUUAUUUCAUGGGUUUUUUCCUUUCUUCCACAGCUGCAUCAUUGGUUGGUGGUCUGA